Hippopotamus amphibius kiboko is the source of this 2940-nucleotide messenger RNA. It is a transcript of the gene NDRG3, whose product is annotated as NDRG family member 3. The coding region runs from base 263 to 1534 and encodes 423 amino acids. The record is from RefSeq and is a predicted model, not a curated record. Lineage: Eukaryota; Metazoa; Chordata; Mammalia; Artiodactyla; Hippopotamidae. Gene Ontology annotation, biological process: signal transduction. Gene Ontology annotation, cellular component: cytoplasm. The transcript is spliced from 18 exons.
CGUUGGCCAGGGGGAACGGAAAUCACCGAUCAUGAUGGAAACUACAUCGAAGAUGGCGUCAGCUCAGCCACCGUCUUCUCCAUAGUUCCCCGGGCGGGCGGGCACAGCGCGCAUGCGCCGCCCGGCGUCCUCAGCGCGCCUGCGCGGGCGCAGAACUUCCCCAGCCCCACUCCCGCCGCCGCGGCUGCUGCGCUGACGGCGGGUGCCGGAACCUCAGAGUUACUAAUUUAUUUUCGAGAAUCCUCUACUCUCAUCUGUCCUCAUGGAUGAACUUCAGGAUGUUCAACUCACAGAGAUCAAACCACUUCUAAAUGAUAAGAUGCCAGUAGCACCCCUGAGUCAUGACAACCAAAGAUGUCUCCAGACGUUGUCAGAUGUCUCCUGGCGGGCAGACUCUCCGCAGUUGAGAACCACUGCUAUUAGGAAUGGUACACGAAACUUCCAGGACUUUGACUGUCAGGAACAUGAUAUAGAAACAACGCAUGGUAUGGUGCACGUCACUAUUAGAGGCCUACCGAAGGGAAACAGACCAGUUAUUCUGACAUAUCAUGACAUUGGCCUCAAUCAUAAAUCCUGUUUCAAUGCGUUCUUUAACUUUGAAGAUAUGCAGGAAAUCACCCAGCACUUUGCUGUCUGUCAUGUGGAUGCCCCAGGCCAGCAGGAAGGUGCACCCUCUUUUCCAACUGGGUACCAGUACCCAACAAUGGAUGAGCUGGCCGAAAUGCUGCCUCCUGUUCUCACCCACUUAAAUCUGAAGAGCAUCAUCGGGAUUGGAGUUGGAGCUGGAGCUUACAUCCUCAGCCGAUUUGCUCUCACCCACCCAGAGCUUGUGGAAGGUCUUGUGCUCAUUAACGUUGACCCUUGUGCGAAAGGCUGGAUCGACUGGGCAGCUUCCAAACUCUCAGGCUUGACAACCAAUGUUGUGGACAUUAUUUUGGCUCACCACUUUGGACAGGAAGAGUUGCAGGCCAACCUGGACCUGAUUCAAACCUACAGACUGCAUAUUGCCCAAGAUAUCAACCAAGAAAACCUACAGCUCUUCCUGGCUUCCUAUAAUGGACGCAGAGACCUGGAGAUCGAAAGACCCAUUCUGGGACAAGAUGGUAACAAAUCAAAGACAUUAAAGUGUUCUACUUUAUUGGUGGUAGGUGACAAUUCACCUGCAGUUGAGGCUGUGGUUGAAUGCAAUUCUCGCCUAAAUCCUGUAAAUACAACUUUGCUAAAGAUGGCAGACUGUGGUGGGCUACCCCAAGUAGUUCAGCCCGGGAAGCUCACCGAGGCCUUCAAGUACUUUUUGCAGGGAAUGGGCUACAUCCCGUAUGUGCAGCUCAGUCACCUGAGCACCGAGUCAGUCCCAUCUGCCAGCAUGACCCGGCUCGCCCGAUCACGGACCCACUCCACCUCGAGUAGCAUCGGCUCUGGAGAAAGUGCCUUCAGCCGAUCUGUCACCAGCAAUCAUUCAGAUGGAACUCAAGAAUCCUCUGAGUCCCCUGAUGUUCUGGACAGACACCAGACCAUGGAGGUGUCCUGCUAAGCAGAUGCUCCUCCCCUGGACCAUGCAAGUCCAUCCUCCUUCAGACAACCCCUCCAUAAUAUUACACUUCAUCCAACAAACUGGCAUCUGUCUUUAACUCCUGCAUGGCCAUUGACUCUCUUUCUGGUAUCCUGGAUUUAUCAUCCUCUCUGCCUGCCCACACGCCUUUUUGUAUGUACCGAGAACCACUUCCAUGCCAUCACUGUAACAUUCCAACAUCUUUAGCUGAUCAGAUCUCCAUAUCUUCUCUUGCCAGGUUUUCCCUGUGCUUUCCCAACUAUGUAGCUACGAUUCUUUGAUCCUGACGUAUGUGUGAGCACGUGUGUCUGUGUUUAUGUGUGCAUAGUUCUGUGAUUUUAGACAUGCUUUCUUGUAGAGCUUCUGCAAAGAAACAAAAAAGGGAUUUUUUUUUUUUUUUUUUUUUGCAUUUUCAGUGGUGUUUUUAGGGGAAAUUUGUAGAACAGUUUUCUAGGGUGGGUCGACUGCUGCAUUCUCUUUCAGUUCCAAAUUGGUCAACAAGAUUUGCAAAGUGACUUGAGGAGAGAGCAGCUCUGAGGAAUAUGGGAGGUGAUAAUUCUGUUUGGACUGUUGAAGGGAGCCUGUUACGUAGAGAAGCAGGCCGGGUGACCAGCCACCCUCCCCUGUCCAAAUGAGUUCACAUGUACUAUUCUAUAAAUAAAAGGGAGGGCUAUGUUCUCGGAGAAGCCCGUGAACGAUGAGGUUCUGAUGCAACGUGGAGUUUUUCUCAAGGAGUGAGUAUGGCUUAAUUACUGGACUCUCUUAGCACAGGAAGGUGAAAAAUGAAAUUCCAGGCCUCUGCUCUGUCAGAGCAAAACUGAUGUCUCUGCAGUUUCUGAUACCACAUACCAGACGUCCACAGGAAGCGCCUCUCAGGAGAAACACUCUCCAUCCCUUAAUCCCCCCCAGAAGGGAGAGGUACAGCCUGAAAACCAUGUAGAUGAUGAGAAAAUGGCUGUGGAGAGAGGAACAGACAUUAACACAAUAUGAUGCUUAAUAAGUAUAGCCUUGAUUUCGGCAGACUUCACGGAACCUGAGUGAAAUUCAGAUAGAACCCAUUUCUCAGCAAGUUAAUUCUGUGAACUCUCUUUUGUAGGAGGAAAGGGGCCAACCUGUAAGGGCAGCCUGUCCAGGUAGAACUGUGUUCAGUCCACUACCAUGUGAGGGGGUCACAGCCACCCAGAGAGUGUCACCAGGAGGAGGGUGAAAGCAGCUGCCACCCCGUAAGGGCCCAGCUUGGCGAUGUCAGCUCAGGGUUACACAGUUCCGAUCUUAGGAGGGGCUUUCACACAUAGCGUUCGCUUCCUGCUGAGAUAGGGAAUGCGCCACUCUGCCGGAGUACGACUUUUUACAGAUGAUGAAAUAAAGCUAUAUAUGUCUCCUUGUUA